AUGAUGAUGUUCACGGCGGCAGGGACAGGGACAACUACGGGCGGUUUGGAUAGAAGGGGACACCUGUACUCAUGCUUUUAUAUCCCCAUCUCCCAUGUGCCCUCUGCUCCUCCUCUGCCCACGCUGGUGGAUGAUGAUGUUCACGGCGGCAGGGACAGGGACAACUACAGGUGGUCUGGCUGCCCACGCUGGUGGAUGAUGACGUGCGAGGAGGCAGGGACAGGGACAACUACGGGCGGUUCGGAGCCAGGGGAGGGGACAGGGGGAGGGGCGGAGGCGACAGGUACUCUCGCGGAGGGGACAGGGACAGGGGAGGAAGAGGAGGCGACCGUGACAGGGGUUUCAGGCGCGAUGACGGCGGCAGGAGAGAGAGGUCUGGCAGCUGGGGUGACGUGGGUGACAGGCGCAGUAGCGGCAGCAGCAGCGGCGGCAGCAGGUUCGGUGGAGAUCGCGACCGAUUCUCCUCCCGGGAUCGCCGCCCGGCUGGCGGAGGGUUGGUCAACCGCCGCAAUUUCACCUCUGAUGCGUGGGAGAGUGAGGACAGUGAUGGAUACUACACCCCAUCCCCCUUGGAGCGCACGCCCAGCGCACCCGGCGGGUCGUAUGGUCGCGGGGGUGCGGGAGGAGGGUUUUCAGGGGUUUGCUUCUUGUGCAAGCAACCUGGGCACAGGGCGGCAGACUGUCCUGUGGUGGCUGGCCGGUAGAGAUGCUGGUGCCUUGGUUACUGAGUUUUAA
Messenger RNA from Closterium sp. Naga37s-1, 735 nucleotides. The record is from the annotation of a GenBank genome assembly. NCBI's taxonomy places the organism in Eukaryota, Viridiplantae, Streptophyta, Zygnematophyceae, Desmidiales, Closteriaceae.